Messenger RNA from Danio rerio (zebrafish), 2249 nucleotides. It is a transcript of the gene rbm41, whose product is annotated as RNA binding motif protein 41. The record is from RefSeq and is marked validated. Gene Ontology annotation, molecular function: nucleic acid binding; RNA binding. NCBI's taxonomy places the organism in Eukaryota, Metazoa, Chordata, Actinopteri, Cypriniformes, Danionidae.
UUCUUUCCUGUCGGAACGGGAAAUAGAGGGAAAGUGUAAACAUGAAGCGGGUUACUCGCCAUGCCUGUGAUGAUGUGCCCAUCCCUGAAGAACAGGAGACAGAAGGCCAGAGACAACUGCACAAUCUGCUGCUGCAACAACUGGACACAGAUGUUGACAUUGACCGGUGUGUGGCUAAGAAGAAAUGCUUUGCUCCAGCUGCGGUGUACAAGCCGUUUGGGGAACAGGCCGCUGGUGUGAGGAGUCUGUCUCAGUUUCAGGCCCUGCAGGACGGAGAUCAGGAGCUGGCGGCUCUCAGAGAACUGGGCCUAACUGAUGCUGAAAUACUGCUGUGGAGGAGCAGGGAGCAGCCGGAGAGCUCCCUCAAGGACAGAGGGGUUUGUGUGGCCCCUGAGGCGAGGAAUGAGCGUCUGCAGGCCAUCCGGGAUAAAAUGGCAGCUCAUGCGGAGCUGCUGUCCCGACCCCAGCGCUUCUCAAGCAGUCGAGCGCUGUCCCGCAGAGAGAUGGAAAUCGAGAAAGCUCUUUUUCAAGGCAGCGACCGCUCCAGCUUCCUCACUGCCCUUUACCAUCAAGAUGGAGAUUCACAUGUCAGCCAGCAGAGGGCGACAUCGCCCAAAACAAUGGACCAUUUCUACAAAGACUUUCUUGAAGAGCAGAACAAAACAUUUGGUGAUGUUUCAACGCUUCAGCCAGAAACUGUCACUAAUAUCCAGUGCACAUCAUCAGACUCUAAAAGUGACCAAUCACAAAGUCCAACGGUCUCUGAAUCCGGUCUACCUGAAUACCAGCACAAGUGCACAAAAUCAGAUAUUGUUAACCAACCACAGCCUCAGGAGAAAAGCAUUCAGCCUGUGAAAAUCACAGUUAGCCAGUCUGUUGGUAAGCUAAACUCAGCGUUUGUGCAAGGACAUAAUGGACCCGUUGCGUUGAGUGGAAGGAUAAAGGAAGUCUCAGAUGAAGAGAUCAAGAGCAAUCGAGAGACAGAAGAGGCCAUAAGGAACAUUCCUCGAUUUAAGAACUACCAGAGGGGAAAACCAUCCAAAGUCCUGUGUGUGAAGAACAUCAGUCCACGGGCAUCACUUGCGCAGCUGGUUUCUCUGUUUUCACGCUUUCAGAAGGACGAAUCGCAGCCCAUCCUGUACCGCCUGCUGACCGGACGCCUCAAGGGUCAAGCUUUCAUUACACUCGCAGAUGCUGAAAUCGCCCAAGCGGCUUUGGACUUGUUAAAUGGCUACAAGCUUCUGGAAAAGCCUCUGGUUAUAGAGUUUGGGAGAGCAAGAAGUAAAGAGACUGAUUUACAGACUGAUGAAACCUCGGUAGAUCCGAACACCCUUUCAGUGCAAAACAACAAACACACAUAAUCAUAAUUUAACACUGUAUUUAAAGGAAUAGUUCACCCAAACAUUUUAAUUUACUCACCCUCAAGCUAUUCUAACUAAGUGUAUAUGAUGUUCUUCUGUCAGAUGAACACUCUUAAAUGCUGUAUAUUGGUGUCGGAAAUGGCUUUUAUUUUGAAGCCUUCAAAAGCACAUAUAUCCAUCUUGGUCACCUAAUGUGUAAUAAAUAAAUGCAUUUUUCAAACAAAAUGUUUCAAAUUGUUUAGCUAUAAACUCCAAUCAUUGCUUUUCGGUAUACUCUGUAUAAUUACUGCUUUAUAUUACAGUGAGGUUUGGGCUUAGGCAGACGUUAAUAAAGUACAAUUAAUGGGUAAUUUAAUAAAUGUCAUGAAUAAUUCUUGUUAACCUCUGGCCACAGCUCUUGUCCUUAUACAGUGCUCAGCAUAUCUGAGUACACCCCCCACACAUCCCUCAUUUAAAUUAAUAUUUUCUAUUGGAUGCUUUACAAUAUUAUAUUGGUGCAUAAACAGUUAAAGUCAGAAUUAUUAGCCCCCCUGAAUUAUUAGCGCCCCUGUUUAUUUUUUCCCCAAUUUAUGUUUAAUGGAGGGAAGAUUGUUUCAGCACAUUUCUAAGCAUAAUAGUUUUAAAGACCUAUUUCUAAUAACUGAUUAAUUUUAUCUUUGCCAUGAUGACAGUAAAUAAUAUUUUACUUGAUAUUUUUCAAGACACUUCUAUACAGCUUAAAGUGACAUUUAAAGGCUUGACUAGGUUAAUAAGGUGAACUAGGCAGGUUAGGGUAAUUAGGCAAGUUAUUCUAUAACGAUGGUUUGUUCUGUAGACUUACACCCAAAACUGGCUGUAAUGCUGCAUCUCAAGCAUCUCUUGGGGAAAAAAUAGACGGGGCUAAUAAUU